UGCAAGGAAAUUCCUUCACUUGGUCAACUGAAAUUCCUACGGCAUCUUGAGCUGAUAGGAUUCCAUGAGCUGGAAUGUGUUGGACCUAAAUUUUAUGGUGUUGAGGUUAACAAUAUUGGAUCAAGCAGCAAUAACGCCAACAUCCAAGUGUUCCCAUUACUCAAAGAACUAGUAUUGAAGGAUAUGCCUAGUCUUACUGAGUGGAAGGGAAUGGAAUUGUUACCAACAAGAACUGGUGGUAGAGACGGACUUGGAGUGAGAAUGUUUCCUGUGCUUGAGAAGUUGAUCAUUAGUAAGUGUCCACUGUUAAAAAGUACUCCGAAUCAAUUUGAAGUCCUACGUGAAUUAGAGAUUGAAGGAGUUGACAGUGAAAUGCCAUUGUUGAACUUGUGCAGCAACUUGACAUCUCUCGUAAAGCUUGUUGUCGAGGUGUGAAAGAGCUCACUUGUCUUCCAGAUGAGAUGCUACGCAACAAUUUUUCUCUUGAACAUCUUUCGUUCUCAAAUUGCCGACAGUUUCGUGAAUUGCCACAAAGCUUGUACAAUCUGCGUUCUCUUAAGAGCUUAAAGAUUGACAGGUGCACCAAUUUCAGUUCCAUUCCUGUUCCCAGUGGAGAGAAUCAUUUGACUUCCCUUCAAAGUCUUGAGUUGUCCAAUUGUGAUGGAUUGACCAGUUUACCAAGUGGAAUGCUAGAGCAUUGUCGGUCUCUGGAAUCUUUGGAGGUCAAGAGCUGUAACAACUUAGUUUCCUUCCCUUUACAUUUUGGGGAAAUGCCUUCACUUUCAUAUAUGAAUAUAUCAGAAUGCCCCAAACUGAAUAGUGUACCCACAGGGGGCUUUCACCGUCUCACUGGGUUCAGAGAUGGGGAAUUGCAUAUUGGUCCUUUCUCAGAGAUGGUGGAUUUUGAGGCAUUCCAAUUGAUAUUUAAUGGCAUUCAGCAGCUAUCGUCCCUUCGUACAUUGUGGGUGUACGGACGUGCGAACUUGGAUUCUUCUCUGCCCCAUCAGCUUAUGCAACUCUCUUCCCUAACAUGGAUCAAUAUAUUUGAUUUCGGAAUCGAGGCUCUUCCUCAUGGUCUUGGCAAUCUUACUUCUCUUGAAAAAUUAGAGCUAUGUAAGGUGCAAACGGCUACAACAUGUGGACUUCUUAGAUGCUAUGCCCAAAUUACGGCGUCUGUGGAUCAUUGAUUGUCCAUUGUUAGAAGCUCUGUCGGAUGGGCUCGGCAACCUUGUUUCUUUGGAAGAGUUACAUUUAUGGAACUGCAAAAAACUAAAGCAUCUGCCAUCCAGAGAUGCCAUGGUACGCCUCACCAAAUUAAUGGCACCUGUAUAUUGGAGGCUGCCCAGAGUUAGAAGAAAGUUGCAGCAAUCGGAGUGGCCCAAACUCCCAGUGGUCAAAGAUUUCCCAUAUUCCAUAAAUUAGAGUAGGUGGGAGGAUAAUUCAGGACUUACAUUGAAGGUCACGCUAGAACGUUGCUGUGGUAUAUCUAAGUCAAAAUCAGUGGGCAGCAAUUACAUCAGGUAAAUUUUCAUUUAGACUUGUUAAAGGAA
Messenger RNA from Lycium ferocissimum, 1550 nucleotides. RefSeq names its product probable disease resistance protein RPP1. Bases 462 to 1187 code for a protein of 241 amino acids. Gene Ontology annotation, biological process: defense response to fungus. The transcript has 2 exons. The record is from RefSeq and is a predicted model, not a curated record. Lineage: Eukaryota; Viridiplantae; Streptophyta; Magnoliopsida; Solanales; Solanaceae.